GCUACGGAAACAUAGCACCAAGGACAAGCUGGGGAAAAGUGGCGACCGUACUAUACGCAAUUGUGGGCAUUCCACUGAUGUUACUGUACCUGACCAACAUAGGCGAUACCCUUGCUAAAUCUUUAAGGUACAUCUAUAGCCGGCUGUGCACCUGUAAGCCUAAUGAUCCGUACAGAAGAAGAAAAUGUACAGAUAACUACCGAGUCCAACAUACUGUGGCGCACAAUUCCUCUUUCGAACCUGCUGUCCAGGAUAAGCUUCCUGUCCACUCUGAGGACGAGGCUCGAAUCGAAGCUAUCCCUAACGAGGUACGUGAAGACCUCGAACACGAGGAACCACGAGCAUCUGUACCUAUCACGCUCUGUCUGUUAAUUCUGGUUGGAUAUAUUUCAGGAGGGGCGACAGUCUUCUCUCUGUGGGAGGGGUGGGGAUUUCUGGAUGGUUCCUACUUCUGUUUCGUUACCCUCAGUACCAUCGGGUUUGGUGAUCUAGUGCCCGGUCACUCUGUUGCCAGUGGUCAAGCUUCUCAAGAGAAGUUAAUUAUUUGUUCACUCUAUUUGCUAAUCGGCAUGGCGCUGAUCGCGAUGUGUUUUAACUUAAUGCAAGAGGAAGUGAUUCAUAAGAUAAGGAAUUGUGGUCGGAAAAUCGGAAUCAUUAAAGAGACUGAUGAGGAAAAUGAUCUAGCGUGAUAGUAAAAAUGUAAACCGACUUUUAUUAGUGACGUGUUUCCCGUAGCAGAACGUGGUAUAAAUAUUAUGGUGUGUACUUUUCGACGUUCAUGGAGAAUCAAAAUGUCUACUAAUUGAUGAUAUUUGGUCAUUUCAAUGACCAUCCAUCGUCCGUAGUUCAGGUCAAGCUUGAAGUCAACAAAUUCUUGGCUGGACCAUGGCAUAUGUUAGUUUUCAGUACCAAUAAUGAACUACACCACGGUAUUUAGGCAGUUUGUUUGUUAUCAAGCGCAAAGUUACACAAUGGGCUAUCUGUGCUGUACCCAGCAUGGGUAUAGAAACACGAUAUUUAGUGUUAUGAGCCUUCAGGCUUACCGCUGAGCCACUGGGGAGUUAUUUAGUCAGUUGGAGUAAAGAAAUCCUAUCUUAAUUGGGUCCUCUCCUUUGAGAACGUUCAGUACCGCUAAUACUGUCCCCAGUUAUUCAGUUGGAGUAAAGAAAUCCUAUCUUUAUUGGGUCCUCUCCUUUGAGAACGUUCAGUACCGCUAAUAAUGUCCCCAGUUAUUCAGUUGGAGUAAAGAAAUCUUAUCUUUAUUGGAUAUUCACCUACACGAUUUCUCAGUGAUACCAGCUGCCUCGUUCUCUUUACUUGUUGUCAUUCUUGAUGUAUCAUAUUGGA
Molecule: messenger RNA, 1347 nt
Organism: Limulus polyphemus (Atlantic horseshoe crab)
Lineage: Eukaryota; Metazoa; Arthropoda; Merostomata; Xiphosura; Limulidae
Product: potassium channel subfamily K member 18-like
Exons: 1
Biological process (GO): stabilization of membrane potential; potassium ion transmembrane transport
Cellular component (GO): membrane
Molecular function (GO): potassium ion leak channel activity
Source: RefSeq, a predicted model, not a curated record